AUGGGCAAUACGGUGACUUGUUGUGUGUCCCCAGAUGCCAGCCCGAAGCCAGGCCGUGCCCGUGGGGUGGUGGAGCGGCCGGAUCCGUACCAGGUAGACGUGGAACUCAAAGCCGAGCCCGAGUCUAUCUUACAGCACAUCAGCGACCGGGAGCUCCCGGAUGAACUUGCCUCUGAAUCUAAUCCUUCUGAUCAUGCAAGAGCAAGCACAAUAUUCCUCAGUAAGUCCCAGACUGAUGUGAGAGAAAAGAGGAAGAGUAACCAUAUAAAUCAUGUCUCUCCUGGACAACUUACAAAGAAGUACAGUUCAUGUUCCACAAUAUUUUUAGAUGACAGCACAGUCAGUCAGCCUAACCUCAGAAGCACAAUAAAGUGUGUUACCUUAGCAAUAUAUUACCACAUAAAGAACAGAGAUUCAGACAGAUCCUUGGACAUAUUUGAUGAAAAACUGCAUCCUUUAACGCGUGAGGAGGUGGCAGAUGAUUACUGUAAGCAUGAUCCGGAUCAUAAGCACAUCUACCGUUUUGUGCGAACUCUUUUCAGUGCAGCUCAACUGACAGCAGAGUGUGCAAUUGUCACUUUAGUUUACCUGGAAAGGCUUUUGACUUAUGCUGAAAUUGAUAUUUGCCCCAGUAACUGGAAAAGAAUUGUAUUGGGAGCAAUCUUGCUGUCGUCUAAGGUAUGGGAUGAUCAGGCCGUGUGGAAUGUGGACUACUGCCAGAUUUUGAAGGACAUUACUGUAGAUGACAUGAAUGAGAUGGAGAGACACUUCCUGGAGCUGCUGCAGUUCAACAUCAAUGUUCCCGCCAGUGUAUAUGCCAAAUACUACUUUGAUCUGCGUUCUCUGGCAGAUGACAACAAUCUCAGCUUUCUGCUAGAGCCUCUUAGUAAAGAGAGAGCACAAAAACUAGAGGCUAUUUCCAGGCUCUGUGAAGAUAAGUACAAGGACCUUUCUAAAGCUGCUAUGAGACGGUCCAUCAGUGCCGAUAACCUAGUGGGCAUUCGGCGCUCUAAUGCCAUCAUUUCCUGAGGCAAGACCAGCAGAAGCAGCUGCGACAUGAUCAGUGUGCACGGAUACCCAGUCACUACCCAGCCUCCCACACACUCUUACACACUAUAUUAAGCCAGCAGUGUCUUCCAGUAUGAGGGCUGUGGGGGGCAAGGGUUGGUGAAUGCAGGGGCACUGCAAGCCCUUCUUCAAGACUAAGGGGCAUACAUCAUGAAAACAGAGAAGUGGAUGUAAUGGAGAGCAGCACAGUCGGUUUACACAGAAUAACGUGGUGCAUCAAGUGAAGUCCUUCUCUUCGAUAUUUUUACCACCUACAUUUGUAUGCUUACUAUGUAGGCCUAUAGCUGUGAACUCAGACUUCUUAACACUAUAUAGUUUGACAUUUUAGGAUCUAAAACACUAAUCAUGUGAUUAUAGUUAUUUUAUUGCCUUCUCGGUCCCCUUACCCAUUUUUUAUAGUUUUUUCCUGAAAACACACUAAGCCACACCAGAGCAGUGACCAGGUUUAUGCAGGGCCUUGUAUGAUGCCCUCUGAGUCUAAAGCUUUUGAAUAGGUCAGUGUAAUGUUUCCGAAGUCUUUUACCUACCAGCACAGCAACUACAAAACAGUUUGCUUAGGAUUGGGACUGUCCAAAGAAGAAUCUGCAUUUAGUAAUGAAAUGGGAUCUGGCCUUUACUACUGUAAUAUGGCACUCCUCCGGAAACUAUGUAUUAUAAGGAACUGCAAAUUGAAAUAAAUUUUUGGAUUUUUAUACUUUUACACCACUUCCUCAGCUCAAAAUGAUGUAAGGAUGGGUUCCUACUACAAAUGAACCCCUCCUCGUUGGAUUAACCAUUAGAUUCACUUGUAUGUAUACUCUAAAGAUUACAAAAGAUCACUACAGCUCGGUUUAUUUGUAUCUGUCCUACCAUCAGCAACUUACUGUAUGUUCACAUGCAGCAGUAUUAUGUUGGCAGUUAUUCUAGAUAUGAGAUGUGUCCUUGCAAUUUCAAGAGAACUGUACAGAAAUGGUUGUUUCCUAAGACUAGGAUAAAGCACAGCAGCAGUAUGCUGAACAGUCCAUUACCUUGCCUCAAAACUGCAUGUGUUUUACUGGGAAUUGCCAUGGGUUUGCAAUGUGGUUCUUGGCCAUUCCAUUCAUUCAUUUGCUAGUGACAUUUUUUAAAUAUUUAACUUCAAAAGCCCUGUCUACUACAUCCUUUUUGAUACUGAUUCUUUUAUGUUUAUCUUGUGUAUUCUAAAGGAGGAAGGUGGGUGGCAGCAGUGUUAGUGAUGUACUAAAAGCAUAAACAUGUCACGCAGAUGUAUGUCAAAUUGGUGCACGUUAAGCACUUUACCAAACUCUUCUAAUCUUGUAUGGGAAUCCUAAACUGUUUCUUGUAUAGGAAAUAUUGCACAGGAAUUAAAACAAUGACCUGACACAAACCAUUUGCAACAAGAGAAAGCAUGCCCCAAAACUAAAAGUUGCUGUUACAGUUGUGUAAAUUAGGCCACAUGCUUGCAGAGCUUAGCAUUGUUCAGAAGCCUUGUAGAGGGUAAAUGGAGCACUGGCAGUGUAUGUGACCUACUACUCUGUUCAUGGGGGGACAUUUUACCCCUGGUGUCAGGUGACUGCUGCAUCCCUAGGACAAUCUGAUAGUUAUCGUCUUCCCUGUAAAUAGGGGCUAAUUCUAAAUGACUGGGAUGCCCCUUAAAGGAGUACUUAGGAAAACAAAUGUUUUCAUAUCAACUGGGGCCAGAAAAAUUAUACAGAUUUGUAAAUAUUACUACAUAUUGACUACUGUAGACUUUGUGUAGUUCUUUCCAGUUUGACCACAGUGCCCUCUACUGUCACUUCUAAGGAACUGUCCAGAGGAGGAGCAAAUCCUCAUAGAGAACCUCUCCUGUUCUGGACAGUUCCUGAGACAGACCGAGGUGGCAGCAGAGAGCAAUUUGGUCAGACUUGGAAGAACCACACAACUUCCUCUAGGGCAUUAGCGCAUACAGCAGCUAAGUACUGGAAGGCUUAAGAUUUUUAAAUAGAAGUAAUUUACUUGUCAAUAGAACAUUAACACUUAUUUGGCAUAUAUAGCUGAAAGGGGUACUUCGUGGAAUAUUAUAUAUAUUUUUUUUAUCAACUGGUGCCAGAAAGUUAAAGUGUUGUAAAUUACUACUAUUUAAAAAAAAGAAAUAUUAAUCCUUCCUGUACUUAUCAGCUUCUGUAUACUACAGAGGAAGUUGAGUUCUUUUCUGUCUGACCACAGUGCUCUCUGCUGACUUCUCUCCAGAGCAAGAGAGGUUUGCGAUGGAGAUUUGCUCCUAGUCUGGGCAGUUCCCAACAUGGACAUAGGUGUCAGCAGAGAGCACCGUGGUCAGACAGAAAAGAAAUUCAAAAAGAAAAUAACUUUCCUCAGUAGCAUACAGCAGCUGAGAAGUACUGGAAGAAUUAAGAUUUUUAAAUAGAAGAAGUUUACAAAACUGUUAAACUUUCUGGCACCAGUUGAUUUAGAAAAAAAAAAUGCUUUCCACUGGAGUACCCCUUUAAGGAAGAAUUAGCCAUACUCGAAUGGUGCAGGAUUCAAGAGUGACCAGAGAGACUAAGAUUAGAUAAAGGUAGUUCAACCAUUUAAAAAAAAAAAAAAAAAAAACGCACCGCUCCUGUUCACAUACUUCCUCCACUAAGUUUUGAUUUUUGUUUUCUGUUUUUUCACACCACAUUUUGCAAUCAUUAGAAGUAUAUGUCUGAAGGAGCUCCCAACUUAUACCACUGAUGGAUGCUACAAAAUAGACAUACAGGGCCAACAUACAGGGCCAACACAACACCUAAGAAGACAUCUAAAAUAUGGUUAGGGACAUGUAGCCUCAGCUCAUCCGGUAUUAGCUUUGCUAGUCUGGUGGGAAGUCUAUAUCAGAACAAAUUUUGAGCUUUUUCUUAGUGCAGGUCCGACAGAGUAACAGCUUGGACACAG
Molecule: messenger RNA, 3957 nt
Organism: Hyla sarda
Lineage: Eukaryota; Metazoa; Chordata; Amphibia; Anura; Hylidae
Gene: CCNYL1
Product: cyclin Y like 1
Exons: 10
Coding region: 1-1029 (342 amino acids)
Biological process (GO): regulation of canonical Wnt signaling pathway; regulation of cyclin-dependent protein serine/threonine kinase activity
Cellular component (GO): plasma membrane
Molecular function (GO): cyclin-dependent protein serine/threonine kinase activator activity; protein kinase binding
Source: RefSeq, a predicted model, not a curated record